Messenger RNA from Puccinia graminis f. sp. tritici CRL 75-36-700-3, 1485 nucleotides. RefSeq lists its product as uncharacterized. The coding region runs from base 260 to 1189 and encodes 309 amino acids. The record is from RefSeq and is a predicted model, not a curated record. Gene Ontology annotation, molecular function: fatty acid elongase activity. The transcript is spliced from 6 exons. Gene Ontology annotation, biological process: fatty acid elongation, saturated fatty acid; very long-chain fatty acid biosynthetic process; sphingolipid biosynthetic process. Gene Ontology annotation, cellular component: endoplasmic reticulum membrane. Lineage: Eukaryota; Fungi; Basidiomycota; Pucciniomycetes; Pucciniales; Pucciniaceae.
AACCCCGCCCUUCUCUCUUCACUUGUCCCGUCCAGCCCACCUUCUUCUUCCUCCCUCUCCCUGCCUCCCUCUCUCUCAUUCUCUCUCCUUCCCCCAAAAAACCCACUACAAAAACAAGCACUCAGCCAAGCUAUCAUCACCAUCAUCCUCUCCUCAUAGACAUCACCCCUCCCUCCCAAUUUCGUAUAAAACACUCAAAUUUUUAAAAGUACAAGUGAACUGUGAUCGAAUCGAAAAAAGAAAAAGAAAAAGAAAAAAAAUGGCAAUCUUAUGGGAACUGUCCACGAAACUCUUCGACCAACUGCCUCCGAUUCCGAGCCACUUCACCCAAUGGGAGCCGCCCCAAAGCCCGCUGUCAACCUACUCGGGCGUCUUUGCAGCCAUCGUCACUUACCUCUCUAUCAUCUUCGGCGGCCAACGAUUGAUGGCUGAUCGGAAACCAAUCCAACUCAAGCCGCUCUUCAUGCUCCAUAACAUCCUCCUCUCCCUCGGCUCGCUUUGGCUCUUGGUCUUGAUGAUCGAACAGGUCGCCCCGAUCGUCUACAACCAUGGGAUCUUCUACUCGAUCUGUCAUGUCAACUCCUGGACCCCCGAACUCGUGACUCUCUACAUGAUCAAUUAUUAUUUCAAAUAUUGGGAGCUUUUAGACACUUGUUUCCUAGUCACCAAGAAGAAGAGUCUCCAAUUCCUGCACGUCUUCCACCACACCGCGACGGCCUUACUAUGUUUCACCCAGCUCGGCGGACGCACCUCGGUGAGCUGGGUGCCGAUUUGUGCCAACCUGACCGUGCAUGUGAUCAUGUACUAUUAUUAUUUCACCACUUCGGCCUUCCCAGGCUAUAAGCCGUGGUACAAGAAAGCAUUGACGAGCUUGCAAAUCAGCCAAUUCGUGAUCGACCUCUUCAUCGUCUACUUUGCCUCUUAUUCGUACUUUGCUGCCGAAUAUCUCGGAUGGCCGACGAUGGGCAACUGUUCCGGAACCGAAGGCGCCGCCGUCUUCGGCUGUGCCAUCUUGACUUCUUAUCUCUUCUUGUUCAUCGGCUUCUACCGCAAGACCUACAAGCAAAAAUCCUUGAACAACAAGAAACCUUCUUCUUCUUCAACUACUACCACUACACCUACUACCACCACUAAUCCGCUCUCUUCUUCAACUGACAAUGACUCCCUUCUCUUGGCUAAGAAAAAGUAACUCAUUCCCCUCGUAUUUUCUCCUUUCUUUUUAAUCUCUGCUUGGGUGUGUGUGUGUGCAGGUGUGUAUGAAUGAGUGUGGAAAAAAAAACACUGUGUUCAUGUGUGUGUGUGUGUGUUGUUUGUUUGUGUUUUCUCAUUUUACUUUCCUUGACAUAUAUAUAUAUUUCUUUUCCUCAAAUGGAUAUAUAUUAUAUAUAGACUUUCUCUUUUCUUUUCUUUUCCUAUCUCUUGAAUCAAUUUCUUUUUUCCUCAGAAACCUUACUUUUUUGUUUUUUUGUUUUUUUGUUUUUUUGU